Messenger RNA from Penicillium malachiteum, 597 nucleotides. RefSeq lists its product as uncharacterized. Bases 1 to 597 code for a protein of 198 amino acids. NCBI's taxonomy places the organism in Eukaryota, Fungi, Ascomycota, Eurotiomycetes, Eurotiales, Aspergillaceae. The record is from RefSeq and is a predicted model, not a curated record. The transcript is spliced from 2 exons.
AUGAAGGCCUCUAUCUUUAUCUCUGCCAUGCUUGCUGGUCUCGCUAUGGCUUCUCCUGCCCAACAGCGCCCUGCUACCUGGAAGUCCAACACCGACUGCAAGGCUAACGAAAGCUGUGACAACACUGGCACCUGCGUUGCCGACAAAGUCAUCCGUGCCACUCCUCUGGCUAAGCUUAACGAGGCUUGUCAUGUCGACAGCGACUGCAAGCAGGACUUGAGCUGCAUGAAGGAUAUUUGCGUUUCUUCCCAGAACAAGCGGGAUGUUUUUGCUCACCUGAAUGGUGACUGCAAGGUCAACAGUGACUGUGUUAAGGGCAUUGCUUGCGAGAAGGACAUUUGUGUUGCCACCAACGGCAAGCGUGAUACCUUGUCCGAGCACGGCCAGAACUGCAAGGUCUCUGGUGACUGUGUCAAGGGUCUUGUUUGUGGCCAGGAUGACACCUGCGCUACCCCUAAGAAGCAACAGCGUGAUGUCUCCACCUCACAGCUUGGCCAGGACUGCCAGAAGAAGAGUGACUGUCAGGAUGGUCUGGUCUGUGAGAAGAACACUUGCCUUGCUCCUAAGAGCAAGCGUGGUCUUGUAAGUAUUCCAUGA